Messenger RNA from Dromaius novaehollandiae (emu), 4008 nucleotides. It is a transcript of the gene ADRA2A, whose product is annotated as adrenoceptor alpha 2A. Gene Ontology annotation, cellular component: plasma membrane. The transcript has a single exon. The record is from RefSeq and is a predicted model, not a curated record. Gene Ontology annotation, molecular function: alpha2-adrenergic receptor activity; epinephrine binding. Bases 734 to 2068 code for a protein of 444 amino acids. Lineage: Eukaryota; Metazoa; Chordata; Aves; Casuariiformes; Dromaiidae. Gene Ontology annotation, biological process: adenylate cyclase-activating adrenergic receptor signaling pathway.
GGGGCGCGGCUGUGUGUGUGUGCGUGUGUGUGUGUGUGUGCGUGUGUGUGUGUGUGUGUGUGUGCGCGUGCACACUCUGCGCCCGUGGCUGCGAACACUGAGCAGGGCGAGUGUGCAAUGGGUGAGGCGAGAGGCUGUGCGUGCCUGUGGGGCUGAGCGGGGACGGUGUGUGUGUGUGUAAGGUGGCUCGGGGGGCUGCGUGUGCUGAGUGGGGUGGGUGUGUGGGUCCGAGCAGCCAGGAGGGCUGCGUGCCGGGUGUGCGUGUGCAUGGGGGGUGUGUGUGUGUGUGUGUGCAGUGUGUGUGCGGUGUGCAUGUGUGUGUGUGCGUGGUGUGCGCGGUGCGUGUGUGUGUGUGUGCGCGCACCGGGGGCAGCUCCCCACGUGGGGCUGACGCGGCAGCACCGGCCUGAUCCGGGGCUAUAAAGCGGCUCGGCGGCGAGCGAGGCAGAGCAGCCGCCGCCGGCUGCAGCCCCGCCGCCCCGCGCGCCGCCCGGCCCCGCUCCGCGCCGCCCGGCCCCGCUCCGCGCCGCCCCGCGCCCAGGUAAGCGGCGCCGCCGCGGCCGGCCGCGCUCCCGCGGGCAGCGCCCCCCAUGCGCCGCGGGGCCGCGCCCCGGCGGGCGGCCGAGUAGCAGCGCGGAGCCCCGCGGAGCCGAGCGCGGCGCGGCGCAGCGGCGCGGAGCCCGGGCGGGGCAGUGCGGGGCGGAGGGCGGGGGCGUCCGCGCAGCCGGGGUUGAUGUUUAACCUGGAGCGCCCGUUCACGGAGAGGGGCCGCCUCUUCCCCUCCAUGGAGUACCAGCGGCAGCUGGAGGAGGAGGAGGGCUCCCCGCCGCCCGGCACCAACGGGACCUUCAACGACAGCGGUGCCGGGCUGGGCUGGGGCACGCCGUACCCCCUGCACACCACCGCGACGCUCAUCAGCCUGGCGGGCUUGCUCAUGCUCUUCACCGUCUUCGGCAACGUCCUGGUCAUCAUCGCCGUCUUCACCAGCCGCGCGCUCAAAGCCCCCCAGAACCUCUUCCUGGUCUCCUUAGCCUCGGCAGACAUCCUGGUGGCCACGCUGGUCAUCCCCUUCUCCCUGGCAAACGAGGUCAUGGGAUACUGGUACUUUGGCAAGGUCUGGUGCGAGAUCUACCUGGCCUUGGACGUCCUCUUCUGUACCUCCUCCAUUGUGCACUUGUGUGCCAUCAGCCUGGACCGCUACUGGUCCAUCACGCAAGCCAUCGAGUACAACCUCAAGCGUACCCCACGCCGCAUCAAGUGCAUCAUUUUUAUCGUCUGGGUCAUCUCGGCCGUCAUCUCCUUCCCGCCACUCAUCUCCAUUGAGAAGAAGAGUGGGCAGCAGGCCGAUCAGGGGGUGGCACAGUGCAAGAUUAAUGAUGAGAAGUGGUACAUCAUCUCUUCCUGCAUCGGCUCCUUCUUUGCCCCCUGCCUCAUCAUGAUCCUGGUGUACAUGCGCAUCUACCAGAUAGCCAAGAGGCGGACCAGGGUACCGCCGAGCAGACGGGCGGAGUGCCCCGAGAAGAGGCAGAACGGCUUGACCGACAAGGAGGACCUGCCAGCAACAGCCCAGCUCAAUGGGGAGAAGGCGGCAGGAGGCAGCGGUGGGCAGGAGGGAGAGGUCAACGGCAUAGACAUGGAGGAGACCUCCUCCUCCGAGCACCAGGAGAACAACCAGUGUAAGAAGUCAGACAGACCGUCGAGGGGCAAGGCCAAGACUAAGCUGAGCCAGAUUAAGCCUGGGGACAGUUUGCCCAGGAAGGUGGAGGAGGAGAGGAACACCAAAGGGUCCCGGUGGAGAGGCAGGCAGAACCGGGAGAAGCGCUUUACCUUCGUGCUGGCGGUGGUGAUUGGGGUCUUUGUCAUCUGCUGGUUCCCCUUCUUCUUCACCUACACGCUGCUGGCCGUCUGCAAGAGCUGCUCAGUGCCCGACACCCUCUUCAAGUUCUUCUUCUGGUUUGGUUACUGCAAUAGCUCCUUGAACCCUGUCAUCUAUACCAUUUUCAACCAUGACUUCAGACGGGCAUUCAAAAGGAUCCUCUGCAGGAUAGAGAGGAAAAGGAUUGUUUGAAGGACCCUUUGCUACCAGCAGGACUAAAUGAUUCAAGACUUCGUAGGAGAGUAAGGCAUGGGUCUCUUGGGCUGUGCUUGCAUGGGAUGGUUUCCUUCAGCUCACAAGCUGGAAGCCUUUAAAACCUGAGACGAGCCUGUCGAAACGCUGGGCAGCAGCAGCGAGGAGCAGCAGGCAAGUGGAAGUCUGAGCCGUGGCAUUCAGCUUUCCGGAGAGGAUGGCUUUUCACUUGCUUGGUUAUUUUGUUAGGUUUUUUUUUUUUCUUUUGCCAGAAUCUCUCAGUGGAUAUUUUUGUGACUGCUCAGUUUGACUCUUUAAAGACAAAACAACUGAUGUGCAACUCCAUGAGAUGAACAACCAGGAGGGAGUAUACCACCUCAGAGGUGUUGGCUUUUUUAUGUUGUUGUAUCUUUUUCUUUUUUUUGAAUGUGUAAUUAGUUUUAAACCCCUUGUAAAAUACAGUAUUGUAUCCCUGAAUCUGAAUGUCUUAAUUUUUGUAAGGCAAGCAGCUUUGAAACUGUGAAUGCUUUCGUAAUCUUGGACAUCUUAAAAGUUGCUCGUUCUCCUUCCCCCCUUCCCGCGAACAGUUAGGGUCAUUUCCCCUACCUGGCAGUUUGAUCCCAUUACCAAAAUUUCAAAUGCCCUGUAGUUUUUUUUGGCUAUAAAGCUUAGACGCACAGACCACACUACAUUUUUUUUUUUUUUAUCAUACCUGAUUCUGUUUAAUUUUUGCGUUGUCUGUGAUAUGAUACAGUUGAGAUAACCUAACGAGAAGAGUAGAGUCACUAGAAGAGAUGCGAAUAGACCCGUGGUUUUGCGCGUCGCCAGGGAUGACCCGGGGGCUGUGACAGGCCGUUUCGGCUCCGGCGUGAGGCUCGGGAGCUGGCCCAGCUGCAGCGAGCUGAUCUCCCUCUGUGUUACACCGCCCUGCAGCCCUGAAACGUGCGCCACGCUAGCUCACUUCCCCACCGCCGACUGUAAAUAGGUAACAUUUCAGAGCAGGUACCAGGGCUCCACAUACCAUGUUACCUGGUUUGCAUUGAUUUCCCACGUUUCAACUCCAGCAGGAUUUCCUGCGGGGGGGGGGGGGGGGGGGGGGGGAGGGGAGCAGAGGCUGUUCUGCCUUUCCGAGUUACGUGGCAAGAGUUAAGUUUUGAAUCUGCCACUCUCAUCUUUUGUAGGAGAUACUGACCCGUCCCUCUUUCGGUCUUAUACAGGGCACAACUCUGAAGUGGGAAACUUACUGGCAGGUUUCCUAGCAUUUUAUAGUGUAAUUAUGCUUUUUUAAAGAAAAGAAAUAUGUAAAUAUUAAGAGACUGGAGCAGGAGAGGAAGUGUUAAUACUGCUCUUACACGCCUUUCCUGAAACUUCUUUCAGCUCUAUCUGCUACAAACAAAACAAAAAAAACCCCCAAAAAGCAACAACAAAGAAACCCGAACAGAACAAAUCGAGCAUCCUUGUGCCAUGAAGAAGUGUCUGGAGAAUAUUAGAAGGAAAAACUUGUUUUGUUUGUUACAAUAAAUGGGUUGGAAAGCCUUUUAAUGCUAUAAGAACAGCUUUAUUGAAUGCUGACAAAUCACAGAAAUUGUUUGGAAAAGGCAAAGUUUAAGUCUGUUGUAUAAAGUGAAUUUUUCUGUACUGGAGUUGUACGGUGCACAGGAAGAGACUUAAAGAAUAAUACCUUUUUACUUUUGGAAGUGUUCUGUUGAUUUUGCUCUCUCUUUGGACUGUGUAGUUAACUCCAAGGGUCCCUGGAUGUAUUUUGGGACCUGGAGAGCAAUGUUUACAUUCACUUACAUUUUCAGAUUUGAAUCCUCAAGAGGUGAGGAAAGCAAAUAAGCUGUGCUUUACUGAAAAAAAAAAAAAAAAAAGAAAAAAAAAAGGAAAUUGCUAUAAUGGAUGAUUAUUUUUAUUAAAUAAAAAAAGCAUUUACAGAUCAA